Molecule: messenger RNA, 4245 nt
Organism: Fonsecaea multimorphosa CBS 102226
Lineage: Eukaryota; Fungi; Ascomycota; Eurotiomycetes; Chaetothyriales; Herpotrichiellaceae
Exons: 1
Coding region: 1-4245 (1414 amino acids)
Biological process (GO): L-lysine biosynthetic process
Molecular function (GO): L-aminoadipate-semialdehyde dehydrogenase [NAD(P)+] activity
Source: RefSeq, a predicted model, not a curated record
AUGGCUACGGGUGCUGCUCACGACGAGCGCCUGGCUUGGUGGACCCAGCACCUGCAAGACCAAACGAUUUCGCCGUUGACUAGAGAUUACCCUGAGGCCACCGCGGAGAAUGUACCCAAACGGCCCAUCGAGGCGGCCGAGUCGCUUGCUGCUCCAGUGACCACCAGAAAUGCCUUGAAGACACUGUCCGGUCUCGCAUCGUUCACCACUAUCAUUCAGACGGCUCUCAUCGUUCUGGUGAGCAGACUCACGGGCGAUGAGGACAUCAGCAUCGGCACGAAUGCAAAGACUAACGGUCCUCCAUUUGUCCUCAAAACAGCUGUUGUCGCCUCAGAGCCAUUCUCGCAGCUCCUCAAAAAGGUGCAAGAUUUAUCAGCCCAGGCGGCAGAGAAGAUUGUCUCUUUGGCGGAUCUUCAGGCGAGCUUAAAGAGACCAAUCCUAUUUCGCUUUGGUGUUUUUGACAGCAAUGACGAUGGUGCUAGCCUCCCCGGCAGUGCUGAAACAACUGACUUCUUGCUGUCUUAUUCAUGCUCUGCUGCAGGGGAACUUCGGAUGACUGCGCGGUACAAUCAGCGUCUUGUGUCGAGCGCAAGGAUAGCCUGUAUCCUCGCCCAAAUGACGCAGCUGUUGGAAAAUAUUGCGCUUGAUGUCAAUGCUCCAGUUGGUGGCAUCGUGUUCGCCACUCCUCAAGAGCAAGCUCUUAUACCCAACCCGACCAGCGAUUUGGAGUGGUCGUCUUUUCGUGGCGCUAUCCACGAUAUCUUUGCUGCGAAUGCAGAAGCACAUCCUGAUCGAACGUGUGUAAUAGAGACAAAAUCCGAGGAUGGGCCGGAAAGGAAAUUUACUUACCAGCAAAUACACGAAUCCUCCAAUAUCCUAGCGCAUCAUCUUGUCCAAUCUGGACUGGAAAGGGGUGAUGUCGUUAUGAUAUACUCUUAUCGAGGAGUUGACCUAGUAGUCGCCAUCAUGGGCAUCUUGAAGGCAGGCGGCACGUUUUCAGUCUUGGACCCUGCCUAUCCACCUGAUAGACAAAACAUCUACCUCGAUGUCUCAAGACCAAGAGCGCUUGUCAUUAUAGAUAAAGCUACCCAGGAUGCUGGUGAGCUUUCAGAAAAGGUACGAGGCUUCAUCAAGGACAAUCUGGACCUCAAGACAGAAGUUCCGGCUUUGCGCUUACAGGAUGACGGCUUUCUUCAUGGUGGUGAAGUUGCUGGAAAAGACGUUUUUGAAUCUCUGCGGCAGCUCAAAGCCAAAGGUCCCGGAGUCGUGGUUGGGCCCGACUCGGUUCCCACCCUCUCUUUCACAUCUGGUUCUGAAGGUAAACCGAAAGGUGUCAGGGGCCGCCAUUAUUCAUUGGCGUUCUACUUUGACUGGAUGGCAAAGAGGUUCAACUUAUCCGAGAAAGACAGAUUCACCAUGCUCAGCGGCAUCGCACACGAUCCUAUUCAAAGAGACAUUUUUACACCUCUGUUCCUGGGCGCACAGCUUCUUGUACCAUCCAAGAACGAUAUCCAGAAUGAGCUGCUAGCCGAGUGGAUGAAAGAAUAUGGCGCAACCGUGACACAUCUUACACCAGCAAUGGGUCAAAUCUUGGUCGGAGGUGCAACUGCAAAGUUUGAAGAACUUCAUCACGCCUUUUUCGUGGGUGACAUCUUGAUCAAGAGAGACUGCCGAUCCCUUCAGAAUCUGGCACCCAACGUUCGGAUCGUCAAUAUGUGGGGGACGACAGAGACUCAGAGGGCGGUGAGUUACUAUGAGAUACCGUCGUGGAACGAGAAUGAAGGCUUCCUCGAUGGCUUGAAAGACGUCAUCCCCGUCGGCAGAGGAAUGCAUAACGCUCAGAUGCUUGUCGUAAACCGUUUCGACCCGACCAAGCUGUGUGCAGUUGGCGAAAUCGGAGAGAUAUAUAUCAGAGCAGGAGGACUUGCAGAAGGAUAUCUGGGAACGCCAGAGCUGACGGCCAAGAAAUUCGUUAAUAACUGGUUCCCGGGCCAUGAAAAAGGUUUGGAGUCGGACAAAGCCAGGUUUGAACAGAAAUAUAAAAAAGAACCCUGGGCGCAGUAUUACCUUGGCCCCAGAGACCGCCUCUAUCGAAGUGGAGAUCUCGGCCGUUACACACCGACAGGAGAUGUGGAAUGCUCUGGCAGGGCUGAUGAUCAGGUAAAGAUUAGAGGUUUCCGCAUCGAAUUGGGAGAAAUUGACACUCACCUGUCCCGACAUCCACUUGUGCGCGAAAAUAUCACGCUUGUGCGAAGAGACAAGUUUGAAGAACAGACACUUGUCAGCUAUAUUGUGCCCCAAAUGAAAGCGUGGUCCCAGUUUCUCGCCGAGAAGGGUAAAGAGGAUCUCCCCGAUGAUGGAACCCUGAUUGGGAGAGUCGAAAGGUUUCAACUGCUCCAGACCGACGUGCAAGAGUACCUGCGAACGAAGCUGCCUGCGUACGCUGUUCCUUCUGUCAUCGUGCCAAUGAAAGCGAUGCCUUUGAAUCCCAACGGCAAGAUCGACAAGCCAAAGCUGCCAUUCCCGGACGCAGGAAUCCUCUCGGCACGGACUCGGCGGAAGUCUUCUAUGCUGCAACAGCUCACGGAAGGGGAACUAGCGCUUGCACAUAUCUGGGCCAAACUUGUUCCAGGGCUGAUUCCCAAAACCAUCAGGCCAACCGACUCUUUCUUCGCCAUCGGUGGCGAAAGUAUGAAAGCUCAGCAGCUCGCAUAUCAAGUCAGAAGAACGAUUGGGGUGAAUCUCCCCAUCAGCAAGAUAUACAAUCGACAUACGCUAAAGGAGAUGGCCGCUGUCAUUGAUCAUUUGCGAGCAGCUGAUUCCUUGAGUGGUGGAGGAUCAGUCGAGGCUAACGAAGCUGCAGACAGCAGUCAAGCCAACGGUGUUAAGUCUGAGGACCAAUACGGUGACGAUGCCUCGAUUAUGGUCAAGACGCUGCCUUCCUCGUUCCCUUCUGCAUCUUCCGAUGUUCCUUCAGCACCAGUGGUAUUCCUUACUGGAGCAACAGGAUUCCUGGGCUCAUUUAUCUUGAAAGACCUGUUGGAUCGCAAAAAUCCUCAAGUGCAGAAAGUCUUUGUCCUGGUCAGAUCCAAAGAUGAGGCAACAGCACUAUGCCGAAUUAAAACCACCUGCCAGGCUUACGGUGUCUGGGAUGAUUCCUGGCAAUCCCGAAUCCAGUGCGUUACAGGCGAACUAGGACCGACGCAACUUGGCAUUUCUGAUACAGCAUGGAAGCAAAUUGUUGACGAAGUUGACGUUGUCGUCCACAAUGGCGCCCAGGUCCACUGGAUCAAUACGUACGAAAUGCUCAAGCCUGCCAACGUUCUCGGCACUAUUGAAACAAUGAAAAUCUGCGCCCAAGGCAAACCUAAACUUUUUGCGUUUGUUUCCUCCACCAGCGUGCUCGACCACGAGCACUUUGUCUUCGAAUCAGAACGGAUAAUUGCCGCUGGAGGUGAAGGCAUAAGUGAAGAGGAUGACUUGAUGGGAAGCCGGAAAGGACUAGGUACCGGCUAUGGCCAGAGCAAGUGGGUAGCAGAAUACCUCUGUCGCGAAGCCGGACGGCGAGGUUUACGUGGAUGCAUCAUCAGACCCGGUUACGUGCUUGGGUCCUCCAAGACUGGCGUCACAAACACGGACGACUUCUUGAUUCGCAUGCUCAAGGGCUGCAUCCAGCUUGGUACGCGGCCCAACAUCAACAACACCGUGAACAUGGUCCCAGUGAAUCAUGUUGCUCGCACGGUUGUGGCAUGUGCUUUCCACCCCCCAUCUCCUCAGGCAGUUAGUGUAGCCCAGAUCACGGGCCACCCAAGACUUCGUUUCAAUCAGUACCUCGCGGCACUCCAAACCUAUGGUUACAAGGCGAACCUAACGGAUUAUGUCCCUUGGGCAUCUUCGCUCGAGCACUACGUGAGUACGCACGCAGAUUUUGCGCUCAUGCCACUCUUCACCUUCGUCGCCAAUGACCUUCCCUCAAAUACACGUGCACCAGAGCUGGACGACAGCAAUGCGGAGAAAGCACUUUACGCAGAUGAAAGAUGGACUCGAGAAGAUGUCAGUGCGGGAAGUGGUGUCACAAAGCGUGAGAUCGGCCUGUAUUUGGCUUAUCUGGUCCAGAUAGGAUUCCUCCCGCCUCCAAAUGCUGGCAGUGACCAGAAUGGUGUCAAGAGCUUGCCAGAGGUGACAGUGUCGGACGCACAGCGCAAGGCUUUGUCGAGCGUCGGUGGGAGAGGCGGCUUGGCCUGA